GGGGAGGACUAAGGAGGAGGAGGAGCGGGAUGACUUCAGUGGAGCGCGGUGGGUUUGGGCUCAGCGGCUGCAGCUGGAUGCUGGGGAAAGGGCAGGCAGAGCAGUGUAAAACCGCAGCCGGAGGAGGAGGAGAAGGAGGGUUGCAUUCUCUGAAGCCCAUUUUCCCCCUUCGUUUUGGGGAAACGAACGCAACGCCGUGACCCUCCCCUCGGGGAAGCCAACCCAAAGCCCUGAGUGGGUUUCCAUGGUGCUCCUGUGGGAUGGCAUCCAAGGCAGGAGCCAACUGCAGCCAAAAGGACUAAAGGGUGGCUGCGCUUAAAAGAUGGGACCUGGGACUGUUCCACUUCAGUUCACUUGAAGGUACUGCUAUGUGGAUACUUGUUAGCAAUGACUGAUGUGGAAUCUACAUAUGCAGAUUUCAUUGCUUCUGGACGAACUGGGAGAAGAAAUGCCCUUCAUGAUAUCCUUGUAUCUUCCUCAAGUGGGAAUUCCAGUGAGCUGUCACUAAAGUUAUCUGAACUUGAUAUAAACAAAACUGAAGGGGAAGGAGAUGCACAGAGGAAUCCCACCGAACAAACUGGGGAAGCCCAGGGGGAAGCAGCAAAACAAGAAAGCUGAUGCCCCACUUUGACUGGCUGCAGCAACUGUGGGAUGUGUCCCAACUGCAAGAGCCUGUUAGGAGAAGCUUGCAUCUUGUGAGCAAGCCAAUGAAACCAAAAAAUAUAAUAAAAAUGUAUGGGCCACAUUAUUGGAACCUGCAUAAUCCAGUACUAAAAAUGCAAAGGCAGGCUAUGGCAGCAGACAGAACUUUCUCUACCUCUGCUAGUGAUGGUUGAGACUUGGUUACUGAUCUCAAGACUUUGUUGGCAGAUGGAUCUCAUUGCAAACAACCACUUGGUGAAAUGCCAAUAAGAGGCAGAGGAAACUAGAUCUUGUAGCAAAAGGCUUUCAGUUCAGCAGAGGCUCAAGUUGCAUUGUAUGACAAUGGUUUCAGUGAUUUUUGAAGGUUGUCUGACUAGAGUGUUCACAUAUUAAAAUCACUUGUAAAGGAAGCACCAUUUGGUUUUGUUGUUGUUGUUUUUCAAAAAAGGAACUCUGCUUUUGUGUUUUCAGCUGUUACUUACAAUGUUUUAUAUUGUACAAUUUAGAUGCGCCACACUGCCCCUAUUCAAAAGGCUUAUGAAGGCAACUUCUGUGACUGUGAAUUUUUCUACCACUUGUUUUGAAAGGGCUAGGUUUCUUUUUGUUUUUGUUUUUUUCAUAGUUUAGUUGUGUGCACACAAUGAUUAUAAAAUCAAAUGCUAAACUGAUGAAUUUGCUAACCUGAAGAUUCAUCUACAUUCUUUCAUUUACAAGAUAAAUAUGAUGUAACUAAUGUAUAGUCUGGUGUGUCUUGUGUUUUCUCAGAGCAGUUAGGUCACUUUGCUUGUAGCUGGUUGGAAAUCAAGAAUCUUAAAUCUAAUCCUUUAAAUAACUAUAUUUCUUUUCUUUUUUAGUGAUAAAGUUUUGAGAGGAAAGUUAUUGAUAAAAAACUUCAAAGAAGAAAUGUUAUAUUGAGAGCAGGUGGGAGAGGAUUCCCCUCAAAUCUGAUAAAGUGACUGUUUUCAAACAUGAAAUAUGAUGUAUAUUCACUGUCUAGAACUGGAUUGUAUUUUCAGUUCCAUAGGUGAGAUUGGAAUAAAAAAUGAUUUUGCUGUGGCAAUCAAGUGGACACCAAUCACAAGAUGAGUUGUGUACUCCCACCACAUGCCCUAACUGUUUGUUUUUUUUUCAUCUUGAAGAAAGUACUAUCACAUUUUUUUGGUAAUUUCAAGUGUUACAGACUUUUAAAAUGUUUGUAAACUCUACUAAUGAACUGGUGUAAUUUUGCUUUCUAGUAAAUCUGAACGUUGGUUAAUGAAGCAUCUAU
Messenger RNA from Anolis sagrei ordinatus, 1909 nucleotides. RefSeq names its product cAMP-dependent protein kinase inhibitor alpha (gene PKIA). Gene Ontology annotation, cellular component: cytoplasm; nucleus. The record is from RefSeq and is a predicted model, not a curated record. Gene Ontology annotation, molecular function: cAMP-dependent protein kinase inhibitor activity. Lineage: Eukaryota; Metazoa; Chordata; Lepidosauria; Squamata; Anolidae. Gene Ontology annotation, biological process: negative regulation of cAMP-dependent protein kinase activity.